CAGCAGUGAUGGCAACAUUAACGGUGUUAGGGGAGGGACGACAACGAACAAAAAAAAGGAAGUAGAGGGACGACGUUUUAGCUCUUUGGUAGAGUAGAGGGACGACAACGAACAUGUCCUUAGUAGAGGGACAAGAACGAAUAAAAUAUUAAAGUAGAGGGACGAUAAUUGGCUUUAAACCAUAAAUAUUGAGACAAUUAUUGCAUUGUUGUGGUGGCAAAGAAUUGAAAUAACAGUCCUACUCCGCGUCGCGUGAAUACUAAGCAAAGGAAGAUCAAAGGAGGGGUAGAUAGAAAUGGAAACAUUUCUCCUUCACUUCUCUCUCUGGCUUCUAACAACAAAAUUCACUGCUGUUUCCUCCCCUCCCCUCCCCUCUCUCUAGAACUCAGAUCUUGUGAUUUUCUCACCUUUUAUCUUUGAGAAGAUGAGGAAGUCUGUAAAGAAAACACCUUCUUCUGAUGAAAGUGAAGAACUGAAUGUCCAACAGCCGGAACGGCCUGAAAGUUCCAGAUCCAGAAGAGGUCGUAAAUCUGAGCCACGCGGAAGUGGAGAAGAGAUGGUAGAGGUUCGAGGGAAGACUAAAGUUGAGGGUUCUUCCCACCAGCCAGAUGAAGGAGGCCGGAAGAGAAAAUCAGGGAUAAAUACGGAUAUCGAUGAUCUACGGAUUCAGCUGGGAGACCAAAUGAAGAAACUGAGACGUGGAGAAGAAGAAUUGCUAGAGGAGAACAAGAGACUUAAAUCUGAGAUUAUUGCUCGGCGGCAGGACAUACUAGGAAUGUUAAUGUUAACGGAGAACAGUCCAAUGCACGUGGAUAGUCCAGUCGAUCCUAUGGAAAUAGAUCCUCCUGAAGGAAAUGGUACAGAAACUUCACAAAAUGAAGUGUUGGAGUCUGCCAUCAUCCAAUACCUGGAUCAGUUGGAGGAGAUGAAAGCUACCAACAAAAAUUUGACAAUGGAGAAUGGAAAGCUGGACUCUAUGCUAGCUGCUCUUGAUAAGAGAUUGAAGAUGCUAAAAAACCUUGAUGAGACUGAUAACAAAAUUCCUCACAAUGAAGAACUUGCAACAAAAAAGCAUGUUACUGCAGGCAAGGAUAUCACUGAGGCCAAGAGGAUGCUGGGAGGCAAGCUAAAUGAGGCGCAGAAGGAAAAGCCCCUAAUGGCAAUUGUUUCCUCUGCAAUGGUCCUCAUUGAUUAUCUGCUUUCAACUGUUGGGAGUGCUAAAGCAAGGGAGGCCACCCUUGACGAGCAAGCCUCUACCUCAGCCUUGGGUAUAAAGGGUACAAAGGGUACAACUGAUGUUCCGAAGCUUGUGAAGAUUAUUUGGGAGGCUUGUGAUUCGUACCUUGAAGAGGAGAAGGCCAGUCCCGGCGCACAAAUAGAGUCUAGAGCUGUGAAUGCCGAAGAGGAGGACAAUGCCAGCCAAGCUGAAGAAACUUCAGAUGACGAUAACUAGGGAGCGGCCGUGGCUGGGCUUGCACACGAUGGCACAAUCCCAGCAAAUGCAGCCUUUUAAAAGUACAUGAUAUAUAGUUAUACUUGAGAUAAUUUUCAGAUGACAAUAAUUUUUGUUUCUUAGGUUUAGGUUGAGCAUGCUGUUUAUAGAACUUUUUAUGGAACUUUUUAUGACUUAUAUGGUUGGUAAACGAGCUUGUGGAUUUUCAGGACUGCCUGGCAGUCCUGGGAUCAUCGCAGCCGUCCAUGACGUUGGUCUCAUUUGAAAAUAACGUUUCUGUUGGUAA
Messenger RNA from Rubroshorea leprosula, 1739 nucleotides. The record is from the annotation of a GenBank genome assembly. Lineage: Eukaryota; Viridiplantae; Streptophyta; Magnoliopsida; Malvales; Dipterocarpaceae.